GGCUUCUGGGAGAGGGCGCGCAUGCGCCGGCCGCUGCCACCUACGGCGACCCUGGCAUGUGCCAGGGCUUCUCCCCGCCUCCUUCCUCGCUGCGCCCGUGUAGAGCGUAGCUGCAGCAUCCACCGCCUAGCAGAGUCGCGGGCCACAGCGGGACGGCAGGGUUCCAGCAGGGCAGCGGCUGCGCACGCGGGCGCUGGCUCGCACACAGGCGUAGGCCGCCCUCUACCGCCUGAAGGCCGGAGGCUGAGUGGGGUGCCAGCGGAUCCAGGAUCCCGGGGGGAGAGCCGCCUCCAGAGAAUGCCGUGCUCCCUACAGUGCCAGGGACUGACCGGCCUGUGCCAGCUUAGUCGGCGGCCCUAAGGGGCACCCGCACUAGGGCUUUUGAAGCUGGCUCCUUGCUACUUUUCGGGGUGGCCGCUGCUGCUGCUCAGCCCCUGCAGCCCGCGUUUGGCCGCUCGAAUACAGCUUCCAGCGCGAUCCUACAAUGACAUCUGUCCCCCCAGGCGAUUCAGCGAAGCCCUACUUUAUUUUGUGAGAGCUGUGUUUCCACAUUCGCUCGAAGAGAAAGACCCCCCACGAGGGCCUGAGUUCGAUGCCCGGCCUCUCCCGACCCGCGGCUGCGACAGGCCCUCUGAGGCGGAAGUUUAUUUAGUAUGGCAAAGAGAACAGCACGAGGUGAGGGGAGAGGCUUUGCUGUAAGAUGCGUCCUACCCGCUCGGACUCGGAACAUUCCCGGCGCCCGCGAUGCACAGCAGUGGGCCGAAGGGCUGCCUUACAGCAGCCCAGACCGCCAGUUGAGCGCGCCGCCCCGGCACACAAAGUAGUCGCGGGCCGAGGGGGGUGCCGCCAGGGCCAAUCAGAGUCGCGCGCCGCGUGAGUGGAGUGCGAGCCGGCCAAUCAGAGGGCCGGAAGAUGAGCUUCCCGUUCCAAACUCUUCCCUUGUAUCUUUGGGAGCCAGAUCCCAAGCCUGGGGCGAAGUACGGUUGUAAGCGAAAUGGUGCCCUGAAGACAAGAAUCAUUUCUCUAGGCUUGGGCAUUUUAAAGCACAUACUGGGAAUACUUAUCCCAAAGCAGGUAGCGGCAGCCUUUUAGAUGUUACAUAGUAAAAGAUCACAGAAAAGAGAUUUAAGAGGCAGUGGCCUGUCAAGACUGCAAUCUGCCUAAUAUUCAUAAAUUCACAUAUUUAUUGAGACAUUCUUAUGUACCAGAAACUCUAUUACACAUACACAAAUAAGGUACUGCUGAUUUAAAACAAGAAAAUCCCUUGUCCUCAAGCAGCUCAGGUUCCGAGGGAGGCUUUGCUAGACCUUUUGACUCGUAUCUAUUGUCAGCUCUUUAAACAAAAAGCACUCCAUAACGUGCUGUACUUUGCAGUCGUUUUUAUGAUUGUUAUCUCCCUGUGAGCAAAGAAAAUUGAAAGUGGAGUGACUUAUCCAAGAUCACAAAAAAGAUAUUCUGGCAGAGCCAGAAUUAUGUUCUAGUUCAGUUUGUGUGUCAUUACUCAAUACAGUCAUUGAAUAACAAUUUGUAAACGCAUGGAUGCUCUCUCCCAUGAGAUUUCUGUACUAAGUGUACAAGCAGAACAAAAUUCUGGUAUAAAAGUGACACACUUUGGUUGUUGGGAAUUUACACAAAUUUUAGGCCUAUGUGGGAUCAGAGGUCAAAUCUUAUCAGUCAUACUCUAGAUAAUUUUUAGAAGUAAAAGGUGGGGUGGAUAUUUACUUUUUAGUUUAAACACAGCAUUUUUUAAAUAUUUUAACAAUCAGUGUAACCUUUUUUUUUUUUCUAAGAUAAAAGAAGCGGGAAGGAUCACUUGAGCCCAAGAGUUCCAGCCUGCAGUGCCACAUGAUGGUGCCUGUGAAUAGCCACUGCACUCCAGCCUGGGCAACAUAGCAAGACCCCCAUCUCUAAAAUAAAAAAUUAAAUUUAAAAAAA
Cebus imitator (Panamanian white-faced capuchin) is the source of this 1935-nucleotide messenger RNA. RefSeq lists its product as uncharacterized. Lineage: Eukaryota; Metazoa; Chordata; Mammalia; Primates; Cebidae. The record is from RefSeq and is a predicted model, not a curated record. The coding region runs from base 22 to 360 and encodes 112 amino acids. The transcript has a single exon.